This is a messenger RNA of Nymphalis io (European peacock), 5602 nucleotides long. RefSeq lists its product as uncharacterized. Gene Ontology annotation, biological process: signaling. The coding region runs from base 251 to 3820 and encodes 1189 amino acids. Gene Ontology annotation, cellular component: glutamatergic synapse; postsynaptic specialization. The transcript has 8 exons. Lineage: Eukaryota; Metazoa; Arthropoda; Insecta; Lepidoptera; Nymphalidae. Gene Ontology annotation, molecular function: molecular adaptor activity. The record is from RefSeq and is a predicted model, not a curated record.
UGUAAUUUUUAAUUUUUUGUUCAUCUAAUAGAGCGUAAUUUUAAACGUUUACAUUAAAAAUGUUUUAUAGAGCCCAAGCAUAGAGUCCUGUGGCGGCCAGAGCGUUCCAAAUUUAAACUAGUGCUGUUCCAUGUAUAAAUAAAGAACUAAGUGAUGAGUUGAGUGGCAAACGUUUCGUGUUCCAUGUUCAUACUGUGGACAUAGACAAUUGUAUAGAUUUUAAGUGAAAAAUUUUUAUGGUUAAAAAAAAAUGGGUAAGAAGAAAAAACCAAACGGAAAGAAGGGCGCUAAUAGAUUCUUUCGCUGGAUAAGAAGCGAUUUGCCCGAUGAAGAGGACAAGAAAUCGCCCGUUCUCCUUUUAGGGGUAAAUAAAAUAUCUGAUUCCCCAUUUUUCGUCAGGAGACGAGUCACUGACCCCCAUUCAUCCGGGUCCAUUAGAUUCUUCCGGCCACCAAAAUCAAAGUACACAAGAGGCUUAAAUGGAGACGAGAGAUUGGAGAAGAUCAGACAGGACCUUCUUGUCCACAAACACAAGCCGGAUAGAUACAUUCCAACCACAAAACAUGAACCCUCCUCUGAAUCAGAUACAAAACGUCAUUGUAUUAAAUUAAGCUGCGGGGGAAAUUGCAUCUGUGACCGGAACAAGUCCUCAUCAAAUAGAGGUUCUUUUUCCUUCCACAGGCCAGAAAAUCGACAUUCAUCCCUAUGUCCGUCAGAACCAUACGGUAAGGUUGAAAAAAGAGACAAUUCGGAAAAUGAAAUAGAGUUUAAAUACACCGAGCACAUUCCAGACAAUCAACCGUCUAGCAGCAAGCAAAAUUCGUACAACGUGACCCCAAAGUCGACGGAACGUAGACACUUUCUGCUCGCUAACCUCAAUGAGAGAUUCCGGAAGACGCUCAGCUUGGAUUCUCGUAAAAUUGAAACGAACCGUGUCCUAAGUCUGCCACAGGAACCUCGUCCUAAAUCGCUUGUGAAUACGAGCAAUAUUUGCGUGCAGCAAUAUAAAUCCGGUGAUCCAUUUAUAACACCAAAUUUUGACAAAGCCAGUCAGCCUAAAAAGAAAAGGAAAUCAUUUUUCUCUUUGGAUACGUUUUUCGAUUCAAAAAAAUCGGAUACCUCGUCCAUAGAUGAUUAUUGCUCUUCUAAAUACAAACGUUUUGAAUUGGAAAGCGAUGACUCGCCGCUAUUCAGACGAGAUCUAUCUAACGGCGUAAAGACGCCAGAUCUUCUGAACUUACCCGUAAUCAUUGAUUCAGUGCGUAAAAAGCAAUCAGACACGAAAAGACAAUUGGAAAAGUUAGAAAAUCAUUAUUAUAAAAGCUUAAGUAAGACACGGGCCGUUAUAGACGCCAUUCCAGCUGACGCGACGGACGUGCAUGGACCUAGCGGGCAUUCCAAUCACUUAUUCGUAUAUGAUGACGACGUGGAAUAUAUAGAACCGAUACGGAGUAACUUUACAAGUCAAAGUACUUUGAUACUUGAUAAGAAUAUAUCGGGUGAAGGCACCCUCAAACCGGAUUCAAUUUUGACUAUAAAUACAGACGAAACUGAUAUAAAACUACCUAGUUCCACGGUAUCUCCUAAAUCCAAUGAUAUCAGAAACUUGGAGAAUGAUUUCGAUAGUAUAGGUGCUUAUGAAAUAGAAGUCAAGCAGUCGGAUUUGUUAAAGGAUUGCUCCAAGAAAUUGGUGGUUAAAGUGAUGGAUAAAUCAGUGGAUUCCAUUGGUAGUUGCUCCUUGGACGUGGACGCAAGCACGGAUUAUUCAGAUACAACAUCCGGCAGUUUGAAUCUCCUGACUCCAUCGUCAACGACCAGUCGUAUUAGAGAUUUUACGUCCCGCAUACAAGAACGUGCGGCGUCCAACUUACUUCCCAACACUGCAACACCAUUAGCACCCAUCUCACCAGCUCGGACACCAGACGACCAAACACCAACACCGAGAAGGUCAGAUAACCUCCUCAGACCGCCUCCGAAGAUUCUCGUAGACACAUCAAGCCACAGAUCACGAAGUCAACAAAGGAAACGUGACGAAUUACCCCAGAAGAAACCUAGCUACCUUAACUUGGCGUGUUCAGUAAACGGCUACACAAAUUUAACAACAUAUGAUUCGAAAUUGCGCCAGGAUAUAAACAAAAGCCGCGAGGCAUCUCCCAUUCGACCGAUCACACACAAUUACCAGUACAGAAGUGAAAAUAACUCUCUACUUGUCCCAGUUCCUGUCAGUGCUAAUAAACUGCUCGUGCCGACCUUCGGACCUCAUGAUACUCGCACGAAUUUGACACCAAAAGCGCCUUCCAAGGCGCACACCGACCCUCACAUAGCUUCACCGGUGCAUGCCUUCAUGGCUGCCGAAAAUAAACAGCUUAAAAACGAUUUUUUAGGCCCAAGUAUGACGACUGCAAGUCGUCCAUAUAUAUCGAACGAAAGCAAGACCUUCGCUACGUCGAUGUUACAUCAGAAAGACGAGGUGGAUAACGCAAAGGAAGUGACGUUUAAAUCGAGUUAUUCGGAGACUAAUUUCAGACAAUCCGUCACAACCAAUGGUAAAGAAACGAGGUUAACAUCUGAGUCGUACACGAUAUCCUCAAAUGGGGUGUCGAAACGGGUCGAAAUAACGAAGGAAAAUGGCGAAAAGUUGACAAGUCCAAUGAAAAGUUUUAUACAGCAACGCGUCGAACGCCUAUACGGACCGGGUGCGCUUGCUCAAGGAUUUUUUAACCAGAAAAGGCACAAAUUGAAGAGUUCCAGCGAGGACGACGACCUGAAAGUAUUGACGGAGAAAUCUCUGAAUUGUCCAAGCGAACGAUUCGUCUCGCCCCGCAAAUCGAACGAAAGCUUCGACAGCGAGAACAUUUACACGAGUCCGACGAACGAGGACCCGACAGUUCUGCCCGUGCUGAGGCAUCUGAGGCCGGAAUUCCGCGCGCAACUACCAAUCCUGUCUCCGAGGAAGAGUUUGAAAUCUGACCUCUCCCCUCAGAAAAUAGAACAAGACAUUCCGGAACCAUUGAAGACUGAAGUUGAAGAGGAGAAAAUUAGUGAUGUGACAAACGGUGUUUCUGUGAUAAAUUUAGACAAUUCAAUUAAAGAACCGGUAAAUGGUAUGAACGGUGUUGACAAAGCCAACGGUGAAGUGAUUAAAGACGCGUAUUAUUUCAUAGAUUUGGAAAAGAAAGAGACUGAAAGGUUGAUCGCGUUGGCUGUUGGAGCAGAGAAAGAGCUGGAGAGUUUACAGAAUAAUGAGAAUAUAAGCGAAGAAGUGCUUGGAUUACUGCGCGCUGCUUCAGGCAAAGCACGAUUAUUGGCGACGCAGAAGAUGCAACAAUUCGAAGGCCUCUGCUACAACAAUAUAAACGAACGUGGUGACGAACAGUUCCCCACCACGCUCGAAGAUCUCCAGGGUUUCUGGGACAUGGUGUGUCUGCAGGUCAGGAAUGUGGAAGCGCUCUACGAGCAUUUGAAUUUGCUCCGUGCUAACAACUGGCAGGAAACAGCGGCGCCGGCGGCGCGGCGCGCCCCGCCCCCCGCGCGCCGCGCCCGCGCCCCCGCCGCGCCCGCGCCGCCCAACGAGAAGGCGCGGCUGGCGGCGCAGAAGAGGGAGGCCGACCGCCGAGCCAUGCUGGAACACCGCAGACGUGUAGCGCGUGAGAGACAACUUGCGACGCGCUCGACUCCGUCUGCGAGUGAGCGAGACAACGACACUGCAGUUGAGGGCAGUCAGGAGGUAGAAAUCUUUGUAGGCAAAAGUGCAAAAUCAAUGGUCGCCCAAGGAGACUGUGCCAGUCAUGUCUCCGAAGAAUCCAUCGGACAGAGCUGAUUUGCUUGUGACCUCAUAGAAUAUAUUAACCGUCUUAAACAUAAUCAGGGUCAUAAUACAUUCAUAAUUGUGAGUUUUAAUUUGCAUUUUUUUUAAAUCUACUAUCUCGAAUUAAAUGUUAAAAAAAAAAUUAAAAUUCAUCAUAUUAAAUGUAUCAUUUAUAAAAUAUUCAAUUUACUUAAAUAUAUAUAUUUUAUGCAUAUUAAAACUGCAAUAUCAAUUUGUCUAAUAAUGUCUCAUUCUGUAUUUAUUUUGCUAACAUUCAGUUAGGUCCAUUUUGAAAUUAAGUAGCAUAAUAUUUAGGAUCGUUGCUUAAUAAUCAAAUAGAAUAAAAGCUUUACUGCCAUUUACGUCACUGUCACAGAUUAUUAAUGUCAGAAUGGACAAGACUGAAACGAAAAAUCAUUCCUAUUAAAAAAAAAUGACAAUCCCAAUAUUGGCGUAAUUAUAAUCUAUAUAAAAAUUAAUACUCGUAGCGUCUGCCUGAAUUUAUUCUUAUAAUUAAAAUGCACCUUACGCUGAUGAAAUAAGGUUUAUUAUUAGAUAUAGCUUAAAGAUACUAUAACGCACCCAUUGUCAACGCAAUAUAAGUUCUUUUUGUAUAGAAGUUAACCAUUUUAUAUUGUAAGCGCUUUUAAAUAAUGGAAAUAUAUGUAAUUUUUCUUCUUUCAAAUUACAUAUUAACCUUUACAUAUAUAAGGUAUAAAUUGAAUACAAAAGUAUAUAAUAAAUGUUUAAUAUUCUUUUUUAUUCUAGAUUAUGUAAUGGCCAAGUGUAGAACGGUUUUGUAGAUGUUAAAGCUAGCGGGCUUAGACAAGUUGCUUUUGUAAAUUGAAAAUUAAUUCAUAUGUCUGUAAACAGACUGUCAAACAAAAUGAAGUAACAAAAGUCGAUUCAAUAAGUACUCAAAAUGUUUCAACCUUUUUUUUCAUUCAAUUUGAAAUUUUAUCUUAUAUUGACCAGCAAUUAGUUUUCACUACCGUUACAUUCUGCUAUAAAUGAUUUCUGCAUAUAUUGUUCCUAGUGAAUUUGAUGAUAUAACUCAAAUAUGCUUAGAAACUAGAACAGAUUGACCGCUUAAAUGUAAUAAAUGUGACAUGCUAUAAGCUAAUAGCGGUUGAAAGCUACAUACAUAUUUCUCUCUUUCUGUCAUCAGGAAUUUAACAUUAAAAGAAGAAAACAAAGCAUUAGUUAACACAAUCGCUAUACAACAUUUAUUAUUAUGGAGAUACUUUAAAUUAAUACUUCAAAUAAUUAUGUUACUUUGUCUAAGCUCGCUGAUCCCAAAUUGUAACUAAAUUCAUAAUAGAAGAAAAAUCUUACAUAUGUUUCCUAUAUUAUAUGUAUAAAAAGAUAUGACAACGGACUAUGAUCUCUUAACUAUCAAUGUUUAUGCUUGAUUUAAAAAUUGAACAUGUAUAACGAAUCUUCUAAUGUUGCUAGCACAUAAUAGUAAAUUAUACUAAAGUUGCCAGAUCAAUAAAUUGAAAAUUUAAUAGCAGUAUUAUUUGUUUAUGUAAUUUUUAUUGACGGUUAUUUCUUUACACAAGAUACUUCAAUGAAAUAUAUAGACUAACACAUUAAAGGUCGAAGCGUGGGAGAUUAACAAAAUGUAUAUAUCUGACGGGGAACGAAUAGAAAUUGGUUGUUUGAUGGCGACAAUGAAAUAGAAAGGCUGGUCCGAAUUAAUUUUCUUGUGAUUGACAUUUUGAACAUUUUUAAACAUUUUUUUGAUGUACAAUGUAUAUGUUUUUUCAAUAAUUAAAAUAUGAUAAAAGUAAA